GAAAAUAAUAAUUUACACGCUAUAAGAAGGUACCCAAAAGUUUUCGAAGUGUUUUACACAGACUAAUAAUGGAUGUGGCCAAGUUACAUAACUCUGAUGAUGAUGAUGACAAGAAAGAAGAUGAAGAUGUGCUUCCUGGGUUUAGAUUCCAUCCAACAGAUGAAGAGCUUGUGGGGUUUUAUCUGAGACGAAAGGUGGAGAAUAAGCCUCUGAGAAUUGAACUCAUCAAACAGAUUGACAUCUACAAAUAUGAUCCAUGGGAUCUUCCAAAAGUGAGUUCAGUGGGGGAGAAGGAAUGGUACUUCUUUUGCAUAAGAGGGAGAAAAUACAGGAACAGCAUAAGGCCUAAUAGAGUGACAGGUUCUGGAUUUUGGAAAGCCACAGGGAUUGAUAAACCUAUAUACUGUGUUAAAGAACCCCACGAAUGCAUUGGUCUAAAGAAAUCAUUGGUCUACUAUCGUGGAAGUGCUGGUAAAGGCACCAAAACUGAUUGGAUGAUGCACGAGUUUCGCCUCCCACCCAAUGGAAAAACUAGCAAUAAUCCACAAGCUAAUGAUGCUCAAGAAGCUGAAGUGUGGACGCUAUGCCGAAUAUUGAAACGAUUCCCCUCUUACAAGAAGUACACACCAAAUUUGAAAGACUCAGCAGCAGCACCAAUAAUGACGAAGCCAAAUUACCCCACAAACUCUUCAAGUACUUCCAAAACAUGCAGCUUAGAAUCUGACAACGGCAAGCCAUACUUGACUUUCACAAACUCAUUAUCACCAUUACUCAUUCAACAAAAUGAAAGGAAACCGGCUAUUAAUGGACAUGUUGACGUUGAACGUAACCACUUAUUUCUAGGUCAAUUAGGCAUUAAUGUAGCUCAGGCUCCAACAUCCUUGUCUUACUCAAGUUUUUGGAAUCGUCAUCAUCAGAAUAAUGUGGAAUUUGCUAAUGAGAAUUGGGAUGAUCUCACGUCUGUGGUUCAGUUUGCUAAUAUUGAUCCAUCCAGGGUUUCUGAUCAUUGUAAAGAAUUUAAUAGAUUUUAAGAGCAUUUUGAUGCUUAAACUAUACUAAUAACAGUAACAUAGUUUCAAUAUCUCUCACCCUACUCUUUUCUUGGGUGCAUGCGAGACAGUUUGACCAAAUAUAUUAUUUUUUCUUUGCUCCAUUUGACAAAAUAUAUUGUUGUAUGAAUAAGUUAUAGUUUUGAUAAUAUUUGUCAUACA
Molecule: messenger RNA, 1211 nt
Organism: Glycine soja
Lineage: Eukaryota; Viridiplantae; Streptophyta; Magnoliopsida; Fabales; Fabaceae
Product: transcription factor JUNGBRUNNEN 1-like
Exons: 3
Coding region: 69-1031 (320 amino acids)
Biological process (GO): regulation of DNA-templated transcription
Molecular function (GO): DNA binding
Source: RefSeq, a predicted model, not a curated record